AUGGCUUUCGUUUUUCUUGUGCUUCCAGCUAUCAUGCUGUUGGCGGCACUUUUUGCUUUGAUUUGCACCACACUCGUUUUCAUCACAGCGUGGUUUAUACUUGAUAUUAUCAAUGAGAAUUCGCCAUAUCACCAUGUAGACAAGUCCUUGGCCAAUAAAUACCCGACCAACAAACCUUUAUCUAUCGAGGAUACUCCUGCUAUACAUUCUCUUAACGACGAUGUAGUAUACUACAUCGCCUGUACUCUUCCACCUGUUGACGCGGCUUCAUUCGUGCUGAGUUGCAGGGCUAUUUGGCAAGCUACUACAGGUCAAAACUUCCUCAAUAAAUUGUACAAACUACCCAAGGGUCGCCUAAGGCUCCUCGAAAGACUAGAAGAGGAUUUCCCUCUACAUGUGCUCUGCUAUCGUUGUGAGAAGUUUCACUGUCGAUGCAGCCAACUACCACCGCUGCUGAAGUCUGCUGAAUGCGAUCUAGACAGUGGGGUUUUCUUUCUUGGGUCCCCUUGCGAGGACUUGGCUACUACGUAUUUCACAUACAGGCAGGCCAAGGAGAUCAUGAACCAUUAUCGGUUUGGUCCUGCCAAUGGACGUGGCGCAACUGACGUUAUAAACCACCAUACUUUUACUCAGCUGGAUGAGACCUUCCAGACAAGAACUGCGUGGAGUUUUGAUGUUAAGCUUAUCAACAACAUGUUGGUUCUCAAGCAGGAUACAUGGGUUGUAUACUUGUACAACUGUGAUAAGAGUAUGGACCAUGCAGUGCAGAUAUGUGGGCACUGGGGUGAGCAUCUACUAUAUGGAAUUGAAGAUAUCAGCCGUGAGUCACAUCAAUGCUACCGGUGUCCUUACAGCUUGUCCGAGAGAGAACUGCGCAUUUACCACCUAAAACAAUUACCUGGCCAUGCUUUACUCCACAGCACCCUAUGGGAAAACCUCGGAUCUUGCCGAAAUACGGGCUCGAAUUUGUGGAAUCAUGCAUCAUGGGGAAUGCCCUGUACCUCCCAUCCUCUCAAGAUCACCCCUGAGGAAACGAAAUACCGACAAUAUUUCGACAACGAGUUGCCGCGUCGAGAUUGCUGGGGCAGGCGGAUAACUAUAUUAGAUGUCAACUGCUCUUUUAAACUGAAGCCGAUGCUUGAUGUCGUGGAAACCCAUCCCGGCAACAAGUGGUCCUGGAUAAGUCGGUUCUUUCGUUGUUCCGAAUAA
This is a messenger RNA of Microsporum canis CBS 113480, 1209 nucleotides long. RefSeq lists its product as uncharacterized. Bases 1 to 1209 code for a protein of 402 amino acids. The record is from RefSeq and is a predicted model, not a curated record. NCBI's taxonomy places the organism in Eukaryota, Fungi, Ascomycota, Eurotiomycetes, Onygenales, Arthrodermataceae. The transcript has a single exon.